Messenger RNA from Manihot esculenta (cassava), 1691 nucleotides. Its product is annotated as UDP-glycosyltransferase 73C1. NCBI's taxonomy places the organism in Eukaryota, Viridiplantae, Streptophyta, Magnoliopsida, Malpighiales, Euphorbiaceae. Bases 98 to 1567 code for a protein of 489 amino acids. Gene Ontology annotation, molecular function: UDP-glycosyltransferase activity. The record is from RefSeq and is a predicted model, not a curated record. The transcript has a single exon.
AGAGAAAAUUACAUCAUCAAUGUCUAUUAUAUAUAAUGUCUAGAAAUCUAUCUAGCAAGUCCAUACUAGCUCAUCUAAUCAUCUUUGCUUGAUUUCCAUGGCUUUCAAAUCCCAACUCCAUUUUAUCUUAUUUCCUUAUAUGGCUCAAGGCCACAUGAUUCCUAUGAUUGACAUAGCCAGAUUGUUAGCUCAGCAUGGCGUGAUCAUUACUAUAAUCACCACACCACUUAAUUCAAAGCGUUUUGCUUCAACUCUUGCUCGUGCUGUUGAAUCUGGGCUCCAAAUUCACCUUCUUGAAGUCCCAUUUCCAUCUGAAGAAUCCGGAUUGCCAAAAGGGUGUGAGAAUCUCGACAUGCUUCCCACACUGGGCUUAGGCAUUGAUUUCGUCUCUGCAACCAACUUUUUACAAGAACCAGUAGAAAGAUUGCUUGAAAAAAUCCAACCAAGGCCUAAUUGCAUAAUCUCUGAUAUGUGUUUACCUUAUACGAGUCGUGUCGCUAGCAAGUUUCAGACUCCAAGGAUUGCUUUCAAUGGAUUCUGUUGCUUUACUAUGUUGUGCAUACUUAGAUUAUAUACUUCCCAGAUUCUCGAAAGUGUAACCUCGAAAUCGGAAUACUUCCAGCUGCCUAAUUUGCCUGAUCAUAUUGAAGUAACCAAAGAACAGCUCCCAGAUGCCACGCAUCAAAAUAUGCAAAUAUUCAAUGAUCAAGUGAUGGCUGCUGAAACUGUGAGUUAUGGGAUUAUUUAUAAUUCUUUUGAAGAAUUGGAGCCAGCUUAUGUCCAAGAAUUCAAAAAGGCAAGAGGGGAUAAGGUCUGGUGUAUUGGUCCAGUUUCACUAUGCAACAAAGAUGACUUGGAUAAGCUACAAAGAGGCGACAAGGCCUCAGUUGAUGAACAUAAAUGCUUCAAGUGGCUUAAUUCACAAACACAAGAAUCUGUAUUAUAUGUUUGUUUUGGUAGCCUUUGUAAUCUGAUAACUUCACAGUUGAUAGAGCUUGGUUUAGCAUUAGAAGAAUCAAAAAAACCAUUUAUUUGGGUGCUAAGAGGAGGAGGGAAAUCAACCCAAAUAGAGAAAUGGAUUGAAGAAGAUGGUUUUGAAGAAAGGAUAAAAGGAAGAGGCCUCUUAAUUAGAGGUUGGGCUCCCCAAGUAGCUAUAUUGUCACAUGCAGCAGUUGGAGGAUUCUUAACUCACUGUGGAUGGAAUUCAAGUCUAGAAGGAAUUUGUGCAGGCAAGCCAAUGGUUACAUGGCCACUUUUUGCGGACCAGUUCUUAAAUGAGAGGCUAGUUGUGGAUGUGUUAAAGAUUGGCGUAAGGGCUGGGACCGAGGUUACUGUGCCGUGGGGGGAAGAAGACAAGAUUGGAGUAGUGCUGAAAAGGAAAGAUAUCAAGAGGGCUAUAGACAGGUUAAUGGAUGGAGGAGAGGAAAGUGAAGAAAUGAAGAAAAGAGCCAAUGAGCUUAGCCGGAUGGCGAAGGAAGCAAUAGAACCUGGGGGCUCUUCUCAUGUCAACAUGGAAAUGCUAAUACAAGAUAUCAUGCGGCAAACAUUUGUUAUGGAAUCAGCAUAAUGUGACACUGUAAAAUUAGAUUUUGGUAAAUGAAGAUUUAUUAAGCAAGUUGAUCAAUAUUUGUAGUUUUUUCUCUAUCUAGAGGAUGUCAAAACUCAAAUUAAUAGCAAUUUCCAUUUUUCAA